UUUAUCAAGCUUUGCUUGACAAAAUUUGGACCCUCUGGAAGAAAGUUACUGGCCGAUUUUAUGGGAGAAUGGCUGAAAAGGAAUGUCCACUUCAGUUUCACGAUUUUCGACCAGUGGAUCAUGGUAAAAUAUGUCCACGCUACUGGGCAGUGACUCAAAGAACAGAAGACGAGGGCAUUGGUGUGGAAGAACUAGACACCCUGCAGUUAGAAUUAGAAACACUUCUUGCUGCAUCGUCAAAAAGAAUGAGACAACUAGAAGCAGAAACACAAGUGCUCAUAGACUGGCAAGAAAAAAAAGAUAAAAAGGGAGGUGGCAAAAUGCACAAAUCAGAAUCUGUAUCAACGGGAAAACGUGGUAGACCACCAGAUGACAAACACGAUAAACGACCUUCCAAAAAAUUUAAAGAAACCAGUGGAAAGCUUGGCUCUAGCACAGCACAUUCUGGUCCAGGAAGACCUAAAUCCAAGAAGAAUAUACAGCAAAAGAUGCAGGAAUAUGAAUUCACAGAUGACCCCCUGGAUGUGCCUAGAAUACCUAAAAAUGAUGCACCAAACAGAUUCUGGGCCUCAGUGGAACCCUACUGUGCUGAUAUUACAUCGGAAGAUCUGAAAGCUAUAGAAGAACUCAUCAAAAAUAAUGAAGAUGAUUCUGAAUACUUUAAAAUACCUCCAUUAGGAAAACACUAUACCAUAAGAUGGGCACAAGAGGACUUAAUUGAAGAACAAAAAGAAGGUCAUCGUGUCAAUGAUAAAAAGAGAGGAUCAGCUCUUGGAAACAGUACUUCACCAAAUACUAAUGAUGCAAAGCAUUUAAUAAAGAAGGCAGAUAUCAGGUAUGCUUCCUCCAUAGUACCAUACUCUACCGCGUUAGCGCCCAUGCCCAGGUACACUGAAAGUGAAACAGUUUUCACGGCGGGGAGUCUUAACGACUGUAAAUUCAGUAUUCGAUCCCUUGGGAAUCCUGGCACCAGUUACGUUGGAGGGCAAACUUAUUCUCAGAGAACUCCUGAAGGACGAGACAAACACUAUGCUCCAGAAAGAGAGCUAUCCGAUGCUGAUAAAUACAAAUUUGAACUACGAGAAGAUGAUCCUGAAGUACGCAAGCAACCCGGAGCGUUCUCAAUUUUGGUUAGCCAGUCAAAACUAAUAAGGCAAAACGAACAGGAUCCUUUGGGCUCAGAGAGAUUUAGUAGGUUUUCCAAAUGGAGUUCACUCAGGAGAGCCGUAGCGAGUCUUAUAAACUUAGCAAUAGCUAACAAGAGAGACAGAGAUGGACUCAUUCGUGUUGGUGGCAGAAUUGGCCAAGCAAACUUCGAUUUCGGUGAACGACAUCCCAUACUGUCACCCAAGGACAGUCAUGUAUCCAGACUCAUAGUAGAGCAUGUUCAUCAACAAGUACAGCACCAAGGACGUCAGUUUACAAUAGUGUCGUCAGAUCCAAAGGGUAUCGGGUGCCUGGUAUACACAACAUGGUAA
This is a messenger RNA of Saccoglossus kowalevskii, 1478 nucleotides long. RefSeq names its product transcriptional adapter 3-like. Gene Ontology annotation, molecular function: transcription coactivator activity. Gene Ontology annotation, cellular component: SAGA complex. Lineage: Eukaryota; Metazoa; Hemichordata; Enteropneusta; Harrimaniidae. Gene Ontology annotation, biological process: regulation of transcription by RNA polymerase II. The record is from RefSeq and is a predicted model, not a curated record.